AUGGACGAAAUGAACGAGCGAAUGAAGGAGCUAGAGGCUGAGAUGUCGGAUCUCCGUAUCAGCAUAUGGGCUCGUGGGGUUGCAGCCGGAAAGCCGGAAUCCGCGACCAAGCCUGCUUCCGUCUCCUCCUACACCAUGAUGGAGGCUCCUGUAUCUGACCACGGAAACACUGUCAUUUCUCUCUCCGAUCAACCCAUCGAACAAGAUCAGCACGAAUCUGCCACUACCAAGGAUGAUGGCCCCGAGUCCACUGUUACACUCGGCCGCACCGCCCAGUUGGAGAACUCUGAGAUUGCCCAGCCCUCAGUUAGUCUUGCACCGUCUAACAACAACUCCCGUGAUUCCAAGACUAAUAUCUUGUCGAAUUCUGAUGAUAGAACCGAAGUCCCAGAGUCUCAGGAUAACUCCAUCGUCAAUGACCCUACCUCACCCUUCAAUACUACAAACCCGCAUCCGACUCUCUGCAUCAACAUUAACGUCAAUGGUAACGCCAUCAGGCACUGGGACACACCUGGAAGCCGCUUCGAACGAUCCAUCCUCCACCGUGAGCGGAUCGACACACCGGAGGUCGCCGACCCUGACAGCGUCUUGAACGGCGUGUACACAGAUUGGAGCUGGAUUCCCUUCAUCGUAUCCGGGGCUGCUGCCGACCUCGUGCCUACCAACAUCUGCGAGGGCGACAUCGAACUGAUCUGCCCCAAGAAUGAUUUGUUCGUUGCGCUUAUCGAGGACACUAUGAAAAGGAACACCGUGAAAAUGUUUGAUUACGCUUCCACCCCCACUGAGCCAUCGUAUCUUCACUACAAGUUCGCGCCCGGUUUCAGCGAACCCGAGGCUUACGGUCUUCGUGUUUUGGCUUGGAAAGUCCACGGUCCAGAAGGGUGCUACUACAUGAGUCGCGCUGGACAUCGUAUUUGUGAUGUACUAUAA
This is a messenger RNA of Fusarium sp. VM40, 930 nucleotides long. NCBI's taxonomy places the organism in Eukaryota, Fungi, Ascomycota, Sordariomycetes, Hypocreales, Nectriaceae. The record is from the annotation of a GenBank genome assembly.